AUUCUGUAGCAAGUCGUUCCGACAAUUAUUACGGCCACAGUAUAAAAGGUGGUCGCUUACUAAAAUUGUCUGUUGGUAUUCAUCGUUUGAAAAGUUACGAACUUCAUGAUGCAAAACACCAACGCAGCCUCAGGAAGACCCCCUUUUCCAUCUCCUGGGAAUUCUAUGCGAUUUAAUUCUCCAACGUACCCUCGCCCAGCAUUCAAUCAAAUUCAAAACUCGCCGAGCAAUGCAUCUUCCCCAAAUCCCGGAAUGAUUGUUCAAAGGCCCAAUAUGAUAGGAAAUCCUACAUCCACCAAUGCCUAUACUGGUCAGCCUGUUAGACCAGGUGGACCAGGAAUGAGUCCACAAACGGUAGGACCAGGGAAAAGGCCAGGUGAUAUGCGAGCUCCAAAUCAAGCAGGGAAAAUGGAAUAUGGCCCUAACAAUGCUAAGAAGAAGAAAAAACUUGCAGACAAGAUAUUACCGCAGAAAGUUAGGGAUUUGGUUCCUGAAUCUCAGGCUUAUAUGGAUCUUUUGGCCUUUGAAAGAAAACUAGAUGCAACAAUUAUGAGGAAACGUCUUGAUAUUCAGGAGGCUUUGAAAAGACCAAUGAAACAAAAGCGCAAAUUGCGUAUUUUCAUAUCAAAUACAUUCUACCCUGCAAGAGAAGUUGAUACUCCUGACGAUGUUGCUGGUGGCAGUGGAGUUGCCUCUUGGGAGCUAAGGGUAGAAGGACGCCUUCUGGACGAUGCUGCCAAAUCGGACCCCAACAAAGUCAAACGGAAAUUUUCGUCGUUUUUCAAAUCAUUGGUUAUCGAAUUAGAUAAAGAUCUGUAUGGCCCUGAUAACCAUCUAGUGGAGUGGCAUCGAACUUCCACGACGCAGGAAACAGACGGGUUUCAAGUGAAACGGCCAGGAGACCGUAAUGUUAGGUGCACCAUAUUACUUUUGCUUGAUUAUCAACCUUUGCAAUUUCGUCUCGACUCGCGACUCGCGCGCCUCCUUGGUAUUCAUACACAAACAAGGCCUAUGGUGAUUUCCGCGUUGUGGCAGUACAUCAAAACUCAUAGACUUCAGGAUCAUCAAGAAAGAGAAUUUAUACGCUGUGACAAAUAUAUGGAACAAAUAUUUGGAUGCCCUAGAAUGAAAUUUGCUGAAAUUCCGCAAAGGUUGAACCCUCUCUUGCAUCCUCCUGAUCCCAUCGUCAUCAACCAUUUAAUAAGUAGUGUCGAGAGUGCUGAUCAAAAAAAAACAGCAUGUUAUGACAUCGAUGUUGAAGUUGAUGAUACAUUGAAAGCCCAGAUGAACAACUUUCUGUUGUCUACUGCUAGCCAGCAAGAAAUUCAGAGCCUAGACAACAAAAUACACGAAACCGUCGAAAGCAUUAAUCAACUGAAAAUCAGCCGAGAAUUUUUCCUUGGUUUCGCUCGAGACCCCCAACAGUUUAUAAAUAAAUGGCUUGUGUCACAAACUAGGGAUUUGAAAACCAUGACCGACAUAGUAGGAAAUCCCGAGGAGGAAAGGCGAGGGGAGUUUUACGAGCAAAGCUGGACGCAAGAAGCAGUUUGCAGAUAUUUCUACAGCAAAGUGCAGCAGAAACGUGCGGAAUUGGAACAAGCUUUAGGCAUCCGCAACAACUAGAAAGCAUCCAGUAUAUCAUAAUUUUCAUUAGAUUUGCGCUAACCAGGUCGAACUGGUGACCAAUUGACAACAUAAUUUUAAAAAAGGGGGAAAUCGGAGGAAUCCUGCAUGAAACCAUGAAAACGGUUAUAUGUCAAGAAACCUUAUUUUCCGUGAAAUGUCGUGCAUUCUAACUUUUGGUCUAAUACAUUGAUGUCUCCUCAUA
Messenger RNA from Daphnia magna, 1828 nucleotides. RefSeq names its product brahma-associated protein of 60 kDa (gene Bap60). Gene Ontology annotation, cellular component: SWI/SNF complex; nucleus. The record is from RefSeq and is a predicted model, not a curated record. Lineage: Eukaryota; Metazoa; Arthropoda; Branchiopoda; Diplostraca; Daphniidae. Gene Ontology annotation, biological process: regulation of transcription by RNA polymerase II. Bases 106 to 1623 code for a protein of 505 amino acids. The transcript has 8 exons.